AUGCCUUGUUCAUCAAAGUGACAUCUUUGCAGACAGACCCUCUCUUCCCUUGUUUAAGAAGCUGACAAACAUGGGAGGUAACUUAUUGAACGUGUCUCUGAAAACAGGAAGCCUCAGUCACCUCGACAUUUUGUAGAUGCAUAUUUAGAUGAGAUGGAUUGCAGCAAAAAUGAUCCAGAGUCUACAUUCUCAAGAGAAAACUUAAUUUUCUCCGUUGGAGAACUCAUCAUAGCUGGGACAGAAACCACAACAAAUGUUUUAAGAUGGGCAGUGUUAUUUAUGGCUCUUUAUCCAAACAUUCAAGGUCAAGUUCAAAAAGAAAUCGAUUUAGUUAUUGGCCCUAACAAAAUGCCCACCUUAGAAGAGAAAUGUAAGAUGCCAUACACUGAGGCUGUGCUGCAUGAAGUUCUAAGAUUCUGCAAUAUAGUUCCACUAGGCAUUUUUCAUGCGACUUCCAAAGAUACUGUGGUGCGUGGUUACUCUAUUCCUGAAGGCACUACAGUCAUUACAAACCUCUACUCUGUUCACUUUGAUGAAAAAUACUGGAGCAAUCCAGAAGUGUUUUCUCCGGAGAGAUUUCUGGACAGCAGUGGACAGUUUGUCAAGAAAGAUGCAUUUGUUCCUUUUUCACUAGGAAGAAGACAUUGUCUCGGAGAGCAGCUAGCUCGAAUGGAAAUGUUUCUGUUUUUCACUUCAUUACUGCAACGAUUUCACCUGUGUUUUCCUCAUGGUGUGAUUCCAGAUCUCAAACCAAGAUUAGGCAUGACAUUACAACCACAGCCAUACCUCAUCUGUGCCAAAAGACGGUGA
This is a messenger RNA of Indicator indicator, 810 nucleotides long. RefSeq names its product vitamin D 25-hydroxylase. Gene Ontology annotation, cellular component: intracellular membrane-bounded organelle; cytoplasm. Gene Ontology annotation, molecular function: iron ion binding; heme binding; oxidoreductase activity, acting on paired donors, with incorporation or reduction of molecular oxygen, reduced flavin or flavoprotein as one donor, and incorporation of one atom of oxygen. NCBI's taxonomy places the organism in Eukaryota, Metazoa, Chordata, Aves, Piciformes, Indicatoridae. The record is from RefSeq and is a predicted model, not a curated record. Gene Ontology annotation, biological process: xenobiotic metabolic process. The transcript is spliced from 4 exons.